AUGGUUUUGAUGCAAGGGAAGGACGAGUCCUUUCGCGAGUACGUAACCCGCUGCAAGAAAGUCAAGGCCAGGAUAUCAAACUUGAACGACGAGGUUGCCCUAGCAGCCCUCCGACAUGGCUUAUGGUACACGUCAAAAUUUCGGGAGGAGCUCACUGUCCGGCAGCCUCCCUCGCUUGACAACGCUCUUCAUAGGUCAAUAAACUUUGCUAGAGCCAAAGAGGAACGAGCUGCCAUGGCCAAACACCAUAAGUCAGCGAAAACUCCCUUCAACCACUCUAAGAAACCCUUCCGGAGAGAUCCGCUCGAAUCCGGACUCCAUGCUUUUGCGGUGGACUCUGUGUCCAGACCCAAAAAUCUGAACUUCGAUCCCGAAAAGUUUUGCAAGUAUCACAAGAUACGGGGUCACUCGACCGAGGAAUGCAGAACUACAGGACGCCUCCUCGCAAGAAAACACGAAGCAAGGGAGCUUGGCAAAAUCGACCUUGAAAAAGAGGGAGAGAAAGCUAGGGAAGCAAACGCAAACGCCAAAGAUGUCGUUGCGAAACGAGAAAGAACUGAUGAUGCUGAGGGAUCAUCACCCCCUCCGGCCCCAAAGAACCGUAUUGAUCUCGUCUUCCAAGCGUACCAACGCAGGGUCGAGAGUUACCACCGGGAAAGAAAGCCACACUCUGAGCCCGACUAUGAAAUUACUUUCUGGGAGAGCGGAACCGCCGAUCUAGACAAGCCACACGACCGUGCUCUGAUCGUCAGGCUAGACGUUGGAGGGUGCGAGCUGUCUCGCAUAAUGAUAGACACCGGAAGCUCAGUCGACCUCUUGUUCUACGACGCCUUUAAACGAAUGGGAUAUCCGGAUUCCGAACUUAAAGGAGGCAAAACCCCGCCCAUGGGAUUUGCCGGAAACAUGAAUCUGGCCAAGGGCACAGCCCAGUUAAUCGUAGUCGACGACCGCCCCGCUCCUUUCAACGCCAUCCUCGGCAGACCAUGGCUCUACGGGAUGAAGGCCGUCCCGUCCACCUACCAUCAAUGCAUGAAAUUCCCAACCCGAGGCGGAAUCGCGACAAUCUAUGGAAGCCAACGCACCUCCAGACAAUGUUAUAGGGGCGAGUACGACUUAAUCAAAAAGUCCAAUCAAUAG
Molecule: messenger RNA, 1137 nt
Organism: Camelina sativa (false flax)
Lineage: Eukaryota; Viridiplantae; Streptophyta; Magnoliopsida; Brassicales; Brassicaceae
Source: RefSeq, a predicted model, not a curated record